Punica granatum (pomegranate) is the source of this 1208-nucleotide messenger RNA. Lineage: Eukaryota; Viridiplantae; Streptophyta; Magnoliopsida; Myrtales; Lythraceae. The record is from RefSeq and is a predicted model, not a curated record.
CUCCCUAUCAUUCGUUCUUCCUCCAUCCAUCCAUCCCCACGGCUACAGCCCACACAUGGGAAGCAAAGCAGCAGCCGCAGCAUCAAUGAAGGUUCACCAGCUCGCACGUGGGCUCUGGGCUGCCGCCAGCCCUGAACAUGAGCCCUCCGGCCUCUCCCUCGCCGCUGCUGCUAGUUGCAAGCGUCUCCGCCCCCUCGCCCCCAAGCUCUCUUCCCCUGAAUCUAGUCCUGCCUCCACUGUGUCCUCGGCUUUUGAUCUCAAGAGCUUCAUCAGACCCGAGAGCGGCCCUAGAAAGCUCGGUAGUAGCUCCCCCGACAACGAUGUCAAGAGAGACUCGCCUCCGGUGGAGACGCAUCCUGGAGGGACGCGUUGGAAUCCGACACAAGAACAGAUUGGGAUACUGGAAAUGUUGUAUAGGGGCGGUAUGCGCACGCCCAACGCCCAGCAGAUAGAGCAGAUCACGGCGCAGCUUAGGAAGUACGGAAAAAUCGAGGGCAAGAACGUGUUCUACUGGUUCCAGAACCACAAGGCUCGGGAGAGGCAAAAGCAGAAGCGCAACAACCUCGGACUUGGGCACUGCUCAAGAACCCCGACAUCCCCUACAACCGUCAUUACGACUAUAACUCUCAGCACCACCACUUCUAGGGAGGAAAGUGAAGUAAUUAGAGAUGAGGACAGUCCGUACAAGAGGAAGUGUCGGAGCUGGGCAUUUGAGUUCUUGGAGGAAGAUCAAAGCAAGCUGUUGUCUUGCAGAGAUCAUCAGGCAGGUGUUGGAGAAGACAGAACUCUGGAGCUCUUCCCUCUACACCCGGAAGGCAGAUGAAAGGGUUAGAAAUAACCGUAACUCAACACCCUCCGCUCUCCCUCCUGAAAUUAGUCGAUUCUACGCACGUACACCUUCUAUCAUCUAUAUAUUAUGAUCAGUCCAAAUAGACCAAUGUGAAGCCACUGGAUGUGUGGGAACUAUCUCAGUGCGGUAUCACAGAUCCGAUGGUUUCACCUUGAUCCUGCCCUGACCCCGCCAAUGAUUCCGCUUCGAUGUGGUUUUUCUUUCUUAAGUUCCUUUUCUUCCUUUCUUGACCUCGGGAAAGGAGAAAGACAUGGAAAUCGAGGAUGAGUGUCUCACGUUGUAACUCUACUUGUACUACUGCUCCUGCCUUAUCGUUUCUGACUUAGUAAUCAAAGGAGGGCUCCGAUGUUUCCUUCCA